Molecule: messenger RNA, 1866 nt
Organism: Kwoniella botswanensis
Lineage: Eukaryota; Fungi; Basidiomycota; Tremellomycetes; Tremellales; Cryptococcaceae
Exons: 4
Coding region: 1-1866 (621 amino acids)
Biological process (GO): protein transport to vacuole involved in ubiquitin-dependent protein catabolic process via the multivesicular body sorting pathway
Cellular component (GO): ESCRT II complex; late endosome membrane
Molecular function (GO): ubiquitin binding; phosphatidylinositol-3-phosphate binding
Source: RefSeq, a predicted model, not a curated record
AUGUCUCGAUCACGUGUCACUUCUAGCUUACCUGAUGGUCUUUCACCCGAAUACUGGUCGACAUGGACACCGAUAAGGAAGGGAGCAAGUGUCUCCGAAUCUGUUGAUAGAAAUGUCGGAGAAGAGUGGAUAGGUGGAUGGGAUGGUAUAGGUCUGUACGAGGGGAACAGCAAAGUCCCAUCGUAUCAAACCCUCUAUGUCCACUUGACGAACCAACGUCUAAUCCUUAUACCUGAAUACACCGCCGCCUCGUCCUCAUCGUCAUCGCCUUCUACAAUGGUACCAUCUCUUCAAUGUCAUCUAAGUCAUGUCAGACAGACGGAAUUCUACGCUGGAUUCAUGCGUUCUUCAGCUAAAAUAACUUUAACUCUUGGACCAGCCCAACCCCAACAAUCACAAUCACAAUUGCCGACCUCCUCGUCCUCCUCAACCCCGGCGAGCGCGAGUACAUCGACAGAGCCGAACCAGUCGUCCCGGAGUACCGGAUGGACAUGCAAUAUAUGUGGAUACGUCAACCUUCUACAUGCCAAUCGGACAAUACCUUUCCCAGAAUCGAAAUGUGCUUUGUGUGGUAUACCAUAUUCGACAUCAAAGUUAUCCGUCUCUGGACCUCCCUCGAGAUCUACCACUCCAGUACCAUCUACAUCCGCCAGUACCACCACCAGCACCGCAACAGAUCCUCCCCCUGCUGACAUUGUUAGUACCAAAGAUCCUAAUGGGACAGAAGAAGAAGAUUUGGUAUCUUGUCCUGCAUGUACAUUUUUGAAUUCCCCAUUACUACCACAUUGUGAGAUCUGUUCAACUCCCCUCCCGAAGAAAAAACACUCAGCUCAGAAUACUCAAAGUAAUAAACCCGGGAAUGGAUCUCUUGAAGGAAGGAGCAAAGCGGAAACGAAUUUAGUGAGGUUAAGUUUCAGGAGAGGUGGCGAGAAAGAAGUGUAUAAGAGGUUGAAAGCUGUGUUGAGUGAUAAAGCCUGGGAGAGGGGUUUGAAUGGCUCAACGUCAAUUGUAAAGCCAGAAGAUGGAGAUGCGAAUGGAAUUGAGGGUCUUACUAGAUCAGGAGCUGGAAUAGAUGGUAUCUUACAACAGAUUGACCUCAACUCCAAAUCGCAUUCCAACCACAUCUCAGAAGUUUUUGCCGACCUGGAAGCGUUAAUGCUCAGAGCAGGCGAGAUGGUCCGCCUAGCCCAAUCAUUGAAUAGCAAACUUACCACCCAGCUCAACUCCUCUACUACCAAUCAGCCUAAACCGACAGAAGAAGAAACUACGAUGAUUAGGAGUUCGCUCGUUCAACUAGGUCUUACUUCGCCUGCUGUCACCAAGGAGAUGAUUAGGGAUGAACAGAGGUAUCAUCAGAGUCUUGCUAAGGAAUUGGGCGAACUGUUGGCUGGUAGAAAUCGGGAGGGAUUGAUGGUAGGUAGAGAUGGGAGAGGUGUCAUUGCUCUGGAUGAAGUGUGGGGUCUGUGGAUGAGAGCUAGAGGAGUUUCUCUUCUCCCACCUUCCACCCUAAUAUCAAUCCUCCCUUUCCUUCCUCACCACACUUCACCGUCCAUAUCCUCUUUGGUCCUCCCAUCAUCACUUCAGGUCCUUCAUACCCCCACUUACUCCGGUCCAGCAAUUUUAUCGCGCACACUCGAUCGUCUCAAUCCUUCUACAUCCGAUGAAGAGGGAAUAGAGAAAAGUUUCACGUUGUUGGAGUUUGCAAGUAUCGAAUCGUUACCUAUUGGUUUAUCUAGAGAGUUCAUAGAGAUCUUAGAGGAACAGCAUUCAGGUGGUUUGGUCAGGGAUGAUCAAGGUAGUAUGAGUGAAGGUGGGGUGAGGUGGUAUAGGGAUAUCAUCUCAGGUUGGCCUGUCGAAAACAUGUAA